Molecule: messenger RNA, 327 nt
Organism: Fraxinus pennsylvanica
Lineage: Eukaryota; Viridiplantae; Streptophyta; Magnoliopsida; Lamiales; Oleaceae
Source: the annotation of a GenBank genome assembly
AUGACCACAAUAUUGUCCCCGUCCUGGCAUCCACAGCAUAGACCAAACCACCGGGUUCAACUUAGCUUCAAAAAGGAUUCCAUUCACUGUAGUCACCGGCCGUGGGUAGUGUCAUUGCUUGAAUUUUCCGUGCUCCAGAGGAUUUCCCCGGUCUGUGCAUCCAACGGCACCCAUCCACCAGCGUUGGUUGUUCGGGUAGAUGGUUGGAGGGUGAAGGGGAGGUCAUUGCCGUUCUUAAUAUUUGUGUAUAUGUGUACUCCAUCAGUGGCUGCAUCCAACACUCCAUUCAAGCUUCCUGGCCCUGCUUUCUACAAAAAAUCAAGAUGA